AUGGAAGAUGAUCUCGACCUUUUCAUAUCGAACCCCAAACCCGUUCAACUCACUCCGGAUCGUUUGUCGGCUAGAUCCUCAGCUCGAAAGGGACAAACAUCCAAGAAGCGUAUGGCCAAGAUUUCGACUCGACGUCCAACAAUUCAUGCAUCUCCCACCGCUUCAUUAUCAUCUGACUGGAGCGACUGGAAUCAGCCCUCUAAGCUCUCUAGUGAUGAAGAGAAUGAGGAGGUGGAUGACUUGACAGCUUCUCAGAUCGAUCGACACAGCUUAGCCAAUCUUCUCCGGGCUGAUCGCUCCCUGAGGGACGUGGUGAUUCCUGAAAGCCCAGAAGUCGCACACACUGCCAGACGACCUACUUCGGACAUGGAAUUGGAAUGUGACUUGGAUCGGAGUCCUCCUCGGCGUCAAAUUAAGAAUUCUUCUGUCUCUGCCAGUCGCAAGCAACCUCAACCCUACCAUUCACCUAACAUUCUGGCCAGACCUCCUAGUGUGGCUAAUACGAGUGGAUCACGUUCUACCAAUACUCGAAAACAAACAGACUCACUUAAUUCUCGUCGCACUUGGUCAAUUCCAUCACGGCCACGUGAAAGUCGGCGCGCUGAGCAUGUGAUAAGUUUGGAACCCGAUUCACCUACGAAGGUAUCUCAUUCAACACCAUCACCCACGAUUGGAAGUCAAUGCUUAGUCAGCCCCGAAAUCACUCGAGAGCUCUCUCCCUCUGAUAUAUUACCAUCACCAAUUGUCAGACCUCCUUUAGAACCAUUCCGACCAAAUACUAUAAGAUCUCCUCGUUCCACUGGUUCACCUUGGAAACAGAUUACAUCAACCCCCAAGAAGGAUAAGGGCAAAGGUCGUCAAAUUGAUCUAACUCCCCCAAUAUCACCAGUCAACCUCAGUCGAGUCUUAGCACCUGACUCCUCUGAUACGCCAGAGAAAGAUCAAUGUUUCCCAAUCGAAGAGAAUCUGGACAACUUUCAAGAAGAUGAAGAUCUUAAUGAUUUGAGUCAUCUUGAUUACGAACAAUAUGAAAGAAAUCAAGAUGAGGCAGAUGAAGAUCAUGAAGCCGAUCUCAGGCCACCUUCACCAGGUGUAUCAUCCAUUGGUCCAUCGUCCAGAUAUUUUCAUGAACACACGAUUGCGAGCCAAGAGUCUAUCAAAUACUCUCAGACCGUUCCAUGA
Molecule: messenger RNA, 1182 nt
Organism: Melampsora larici-populina 98AG31
Lineage: Eukaryota; Fungi; Basidiomycota; Pucciniomycetes; Pucciniales; Melampsoraceae
Exons: 2
Coding region: 1-1182 (393 amino acids)
Source: RefSeq, a predicted model, not a curated record